This is a messenger RNA of Glarea lozoyensis ATCC 20868, 6513 nucleotides long. Its product is annotated as Thiolase-like protein. Gene Ontology annotation, biological process: fatty acid biosynthetic process; secondary metabolite biosynthetic process. Gene Ontology annotation, molecular function: phosphopantetheine binding; 3-oxoacyl-[acyl-carrier-protein] synthase activity; fatty acid synthase activity. The record is from RefSeq and is a predicted model, not a curated record. Bases 1 to 6513 code for a protein of 2170 amino acids. The transcript has 3 exons. Lineage: Eukaryota; Fungi; Ascomycota; Leotiomycetes; Helotiales; Helotiaceae.
AUGGCUUCUCAAAAUCAUGUCCUUCUGUUUCCAAAUGAACAAACCGAUCUACUCGGAACAUUGCACAAAUUGAGUGUACGAUCCAGGACACAACCUAAGCUCCGAACCUUCCUCACUGAAGCGGCAGCAGCUAUUCGUAGACAUGUUGAGGGUUUGAAUAUUGACGAACGUCAGAGGAUUGGUGAGUUCGAGGACGUCGUGGAACUCGCUGAACGACAUGUCACCCAAGAGGUGCCAAGUGUCAUCGUUGAAUUGGUUCUGUUUACAACAGCUCAGAUUGGUGACCUAUUAGUGCUAGCAGAAGAUCAACCAUCAAUACUGUCAGCCGGGGACGGGGAGAAAUCAGUUCCCAUUGGAUUCGGGUUUGGAUUACUGGCAGCAACUGUUGCUGUUACAGCCAGGAAUGUCGACAACAUCGUCUCAUUGGGCCUGGAAGCUGUUGUUGUCGGCUUCCAUCUUGCUGUUGAGUUGCAACGAAUAGGAAAAGAUAUCGAAGAUUCCAAUGGCACAUGGGCCCGUGAAAUCCCCAACUUCACUGAGGAAUUAGAACAACAACUCGAAACUUUCAACAGCACAAGACCGCCGCUCCACCGAGCUUAUAUUGGCCAAACCACACCAGUUGACGCUGUCGUGUUUGGACCGCCAUCAACACUAGAUGCACUUGCACAAACUUCGGGUUUUACCCACAUGACGUUGGCUUCGGCACCACUCAGAUGUCCUAUGUACGGCUCACAUCUUCCGUCAGUGGAUGUUGCACAUAUCCUUGGAGAGUCCUCAUCAUUGAACAAUCAUAUUGUUCAACGACAGUUGUACUCCGCACACUCUUCAACUGCCUAUCAAUCAGGGGGAUCGCUUAGCGAGCUUUGGGGCCGCACCAUUGCCGAGAUCGCCCACAAGCCAAUCAACAUCGAGGAGACGGCCCAGGCCGUAGCGGAGACGCUAAAGGAGACCCACAGCUCCAACGUUAUCCUCACAACAAUCGGCUCGACUUGGGAUUCAUCCGUCGUGCAACACAUUUUCCAGCAGUAUGGUCAAGUGGUAACCAUUAAUGAGCCCACACCAUGUCCAAUGCCGUGGGGCGACGAUGUCUCCAGCAUCUCACCAGAUGCAAUCGCGGUUGUUGGCAUGUCUGGACGUUUCCCUGACAGCGACACUCUGGAUGAGCUGUGGCGCUUGUUGGAGAGCGGUACAACGACACACCAGGAGAUUCCAUCCUCGCGCUUCAAUAUAGAUGACUUCUAUGAUCCUUCCCGAGAGACGCACAAUGCUCUACUCACCCGAUUCGGGUGUUUCCUCAAGAACCCCGGAGACUUUGAUCAUCGUUUGUUCAACAUCUCGCCUCGCGAGGCUUUGCAAAUGGACCCAGUUCAGCGUAUACUGUUAAUGACAACAUAUGAAGCUCUAGAGAUGGCCGGAUACUCACCAUCUUCCGCCAAAGGCCAACAGAGUCCACCAAGAAUUGCCACCUACUUCGGUCAGACGGUGGAUGAUUGGAAGACCAUCAAUGAGCAACAAGGCAUCGAUACGCAUUACCUCCCGGGAGUUAAUCGUAGCUUUGCUCCUGGACGUUUGGCUCAUUACUUCCAAUGGGCCGGUGGCUUUUAUAGCAUCGAUACUGGAUGCUCUUCCAGUGCUACUGGGCUUUGUCUCGCACGCGAUGCUCUUGCUUCAGGCCAAUGCGAUGCGGCAGUUGUUGGUGGUGGCACGCUGCUCAAUGCACCUGAAUGGUUCGCCGGUCUGAGCCAGGGUGGAUUCCUCUCACCAACUGGGGCAUGCAAAACAUACUCUGAUAGUGCUGAUGGAUAUUGCCGUGGUGAGGGUGUAGGUGUUGUCAUUUUGAAGCGCCUAUCAGAUGCUGUGCGCUCAAAGGACAACGUUCUCGCCGUCCUCGCAGGUGCAGCGCGUAACUGCAAUGCUGGUGCUGGGUCGAUUACAUAUCCUGGAGAAAAAGCUCAAGAGACACUGUACCGAAAGGUACUACGACAAGCAGGAAUACGACCACACGACGUUGGCUACGUUGAGAUGCAUGGUACCGGCACCCAGGCUGGCGACAAAGUUGAGACGGCUGCUGUGCAAAAGGUGUUUGCAAGACCCACUCCACUCGAGCCUCGCAGGGCUCAAGCACUCAUAAUUGGGGCUGUGAAAGCAAAUCUUGGCCACAGUGAGGCUGCAGCAGGAAUCAUUUCGAUGAUCAAAGCAGUUCUUGUUCUUCAACGCAAUAUGAUCCCCCCUCAGCCUAAUCAACCUCUUUCACUCAAUCCACAUGUCAAGCCAAUAUUGGACAGUGGUGAUGUGCAGCUCGCCAGUGGACAGGCUUGGAAACGCAACGGAACGACUCCUCGCUAUCUUGUCACUAAUAACUUCGACGCCAGUGGUGGAAACAUUUCUUUCGUGGUUCAUGAUACACCGUCCUUCGCGUUGCCUCCGCCAUCGACGCCCGAUGAACGAGCACAUCACGUUGUAGUCACAUCUGGCCGAACUCUAUCAGCACAUGAUGCGAACAAGUCCCGUCUCCGCAAGUACUUGUUACAGCAUCCAGAAACUCAGUUAGCCGAUUUGGCUUACACUACUACUGCUCGGCGCAUGCAUCAGGUCCACCGAGCGGCCUACGUUACAAGUUCAACCGCAGAUCUCCUGAAACAGCUUGAGAAGCCAACUCUCGAGUUAGCGCCAGAGCAAGCAAAGUCGGUUGUCUUCGCCUUCACAGGCCAGGGUGCUCAGCAUAUGGGCAUGGGCGGUAUGCUGUAUCGCACUUCGGCUACCUUCAAGCGCCUUCUUGACUCUUACCAGAACCUUUGUGACGCUCAAGGGUUGGAAUGUCAGUUCAUCGACGCGAUCCGUGAGACAGAACAAUCUAUCACUGUGGAUGCCACAACCGCCGGUGUCAUCUUGCAAGUCGCAACUGUUGCGCUCGAGAUUUCCCUGACUAAGUACUGGCAGUCACUUGGUAUCCAACCAACAUUACUCAUCGGGCACAGUCUCGGUGAGUAUGCAGCACUCUGCAUUGCGGGUGUGCUUUCAGUAGGCGAUGCGCUCGCUUUGGUAUACGAGCGCGCAACGCUUAUUGCCAAGCAUUGUUCACCAUCCGACUCCACAAUGUUAGCUGUCUCUCUUCCAGCCAGCACUGUUCAAUGGCGCUUGAGAGAUUCUGCAGCAACUGCAGGAUGCGAAAUUUCAUGCUACAACGGCCCAUCAAGUACCGUCGUUGGCGGUUCUGUUCCCGCUAUUGAGGCUCUUGAGAGUUACUUAAAUUCGGAGGGACAUUCAACAGCUACUCGCUUACGCGUUCAAUAUGCAUUCCACACCCGUCAAAUGGAUCCUAUGCUAGAUGAUCUCGAGAAGUGCGCAUCUCAGGUCAAAUUUCACCCACCAACUCUUCCAGUAGCAUCUACGUUGCUUGGCAGAAUUGUCAAGCCUGGUGAGGAUGGAGUUUUCAGCGCAAAUUACCUCCGCAGACACACUCGGGAACCCGUCGCUUUCGUGGAAGCAAUUCGAGCCUGUGAACGUGAAGGGCUGAUUGAUAACCAAUCUCUGGUCCUCGAGUGUGGACCACAUUCAGUAUGUAUCGGUCUCAUGGCUUCUUCACUUCAAGAGGCAAAACCAAGCAGCUACCCAAGCUUGCGUCGUAGACGCGAUGACUGGGAGUCUAUCUCUCAGUGUCUCGCUGCUGCCCAUCGUGCACAGCUGUCCGUUUCAUGGGCAGACUUCCACAGAGACCAUUUCGAUCAUCUCCGCUUGAUCAGUGAUCUGCCAACAUACGCAUUUGAUCUCAAAAGCUUUUGGUUCUCUUACGAUACUAAAAGGGCACCUAACAAGACGCCUAAUGUUAUCCAGAGUGCUUCGCAGUCUGGGGUUACUCGACUCUCUUCCGCAUCCUUAAAUUCAGUCAGGCAAAUACGGAAAGAAGGAUCUCACAUUCUCGCAACUUUCGCCGCGGACCUAUCUGAUCCUCAUCUCGCACGAGCCAUCGGUGGUCAUGUUGUUGAUGGAGUCGCCAUCUGCCCUGCGAGCGUCUUCAUUGAUAUGGCAUAUACUGCGGCCGCGUACCUCGAGAAGGAGAGCAGCAAUAUCUCCAACACGAAUUUGGCCACAUAUGACCUCACCAAUUUGAGUAUGCGCAAUCCGUUGGUUCUCCGCGGAAGUGAUAAUGAUCCAACACUCGCUUUGGUAGAAGGUGACCUGGAUCAAUCAACAGCCAUGGUUUCGAUCCGGUUCUUGUCUGCAGAAAAGGGAGCCGCUUCCUCGAGCGAAUAUGGCUCCUGCUCCAUCCGCCUGGGCCAACCUAUUGAGACAUGCAUUCGAGACUGGUCGCGAAUACAGCCGCUUGUGAAGUCUCGCUUAAGCGCCCUCGUGUCAUCGUCACCCAAAGAAGUCCAUAGGAUGAACAAAGCUUUGUUCUACAAACUCUUCUCCGAGAUAGUUGACUACUCAGGUCAAUUCCACGGUGUAGACGAAGCUACUUUGGCGAUGGACUUUCACGAUGCUUUCAUUGUUCUUCAAGUGGAUCUGAAUAAGGAGCUCGGCACAUUCACUUGUAACCCAUUCGCCGUUGAUACCAUUGUCCACGUCGCCGGUUUCCUACUCAACGCGGACGUACGAAAGCCUAAGAGUGAAAUUCAUAUUGCCAAUCACAUCGGAUCUUUGCGUGUUCUAGAUGACCUAUCAAGGGGGCCGUACCGUGCUUAUGCCAUGAUUCGGGAGCAAGAUACUAAGACUGGUACAAGCUUGUGCGAUGUGUAUGUCACCGAUAGCAACGACAAACUCGCCACUGUCUGCACAGAUAUAUGCUUCAAGAAACUCGAACGAGACUCCUUUGCAUUGCUUACAGGGUCAGCUCGUGCGCUGCCACCAAAGCGUCAAUCAAAGGCCAGUCCAAGGCGCGAGUGGCAGCAUGCGAAGAGCUCUGGUUCAAGCGACUCUCCAUCAACGCCAGCAUCUGAACCUUCUUAUGCAUCGUCAAGCAGUAGCAUAUCAGUCGUAGUAAAUCUCUCCGCGGAGUUGUUUGAUAUAAUUGCGGCCCGCAGCGGCGUCAGCGUGGCUGAAUUGACAAGCUCAACCAACAUGACUUUCUCGGAACUUGGUGUCGAUUCUCAAAUGAGCAUUGCCAUUCUAGCUGACUUUCAGAAAGCUACCUCUGUUGAGCUUCCCGCUGCGUUCUUCACCAAUUUUCCAACUCCCGCCGCCGUGGAGAAGGAACUAGGGAGUCAAGAAGUAGAAGAUAAAACUGAGAGUGAGCGAACAACCAAGCCAGAUUCUGUUUCCACACCCAAGCGUAAGAGUAGAACUAGAACGCAGAGUCAAGCAAAGCCGCAUCCAAGCGAGGCGCUCUUCAAUCUCAUUGCCGAUGCACUAGGUCUGAAUGCUAGUGAUCUCACGCCAUCCACCACGUUCGAAUCUAUUGGCAUGGAUUCUAUGCUCAGCAUUAAGAUUCUUUCUCAAUUCCAGAACGACACCGAUAUCGAGCUUCCUGCUGCUUUCUUUACCGAGAACAAGACGGUAGCGGCUGUUAAAAAGGAAUUGGAUGAGCCAGCAGGUGAAGAGGUACCGCAAAGGCCUUCUCUUGCAAAGGAGCCAAAUCUUGCUGUAGCUCCAUCAGCACCCACAUCCGCUCGUCAACAGAAGAUCGAUACCGCCUUGUCUAGAGCAGUCUUGAUCCAAGGCCAAUCCAAGUCCCGCUCCGCCCCCCUAUUCCUCACAACCGAUGGCUCCGGCACCGUAGAAUCCUACAUCCACCUCUCGGCCCUCCCAGCCGGCCGCCGGAUCUACGCCCUCGAAUCCCCCUUCCUCGGCAACCCCUCCGCCUUCGACCUCUCCAUCGUCGAAAUGGCAACCAUCUUCCUGCGUACAAUCCGCCGCAUCCAGCCCCACGGCCCCUACCUCAUCGGUGGUUGGUCCGCGGGGUCCAUCUACGCGUAUGAAGUCGCGCACAGUCUUACCCGUCAGGGCGAAGAGAUCGCCGCGCUUGUUAUACUGGAUAUGCGUGCGCCGAGCUUGAGCCCGCCGAGCUUGAGCGCGACGAGUAUCGUGACGACUUAUUUCGUGGAUAGACUUGACACAUUCGAGGGUAUAAACCGCGCGAGAGACCUCCCUGAAGAUUUAUCUGUGCAAGAGAGGGAUCAUCUCAUGGCAACAUGUCGCGCUUUAUUUGCGUACAACGCCCCUCCCUUCCCCAUCGAUCGUCGACCCCACCACGUCGCUGUCGUCUGGGCAAAACUAGGUCUCGACAACCGACCUGAUGCGCCGAUCGCCGCCAUGGGACGUCCUGGUCAGGAUAUCGGGAAGAGGAUGGAUGAGAUGAGUCUUGAUGAGUUGGAAAGGUAUUUCAAUUUGUGGUUUUAUGGGAGACGGGAGAUGUUUGGGAUGAAUGGGUGGGAGGAUUUCGUGGGGGAAAAUAUCGAUGUGGUGGUUGUUGAUGGUGAUCAUUUCUCGAUGAUGUGUCCGCCUUAUGCGAGGGAGGUUGGGAGUGUGGUUGUGAAGACUGUUGAAAAAGCAGUUGCGGAUGGGACGGUUUAG